AUGGUUACCGUCCUGGACUCAGACUCAGACGAGGAGACUUUUAUCCAACCUGAAGUGAUAUCAAGCCGGCUGCUCAAGGCAUUCAUCAGCCCCGAAGACGACAGGCAGAGGCAGUCGCCGUCUAAACCGCCGAGCAAGCCAAGACGUGCUGUUGUUGACAAGGGCUCAACAUCUUCCAGUUCCCGCCCACAGUCCAAGGCCUCAAAUGUUUCGGUAGUCAUCCCUGUGCCACCUCGGCGGCCAAGUCCUUCGCCAGUGACUACCAGCCGUAAGAGAUCUCUAUCGUCUGAUGGAGAUAUCAACAAAGCCUUGUCUCGGAAGCUUACAGCAACUAAAAUCCCGGACCACCAUGGUCUAAGUGAUUUCUACGCCGUGGAGAGUGGAGAGGUAAAAAGACCGUACCUUAAGUUAAAAACAUUCGACCCAAAGAAGACUGAGAUACCCCGGUCAAGCAAGCGGUAUAUUCCGCCCAAGAGACGCAGUGAUAAAGAGUCAGCGUGCUCUCGCUUAGAAGAGCUAUAUAAUAAGAAGCUUCAACGGAUCAAGGGCCCCCCAAUCCGGUUUAAGGCUGGCAAGAUCGCAAAAGAGAUCGAUUUUAAUUUUGAUUUUAUCGACUCCUAUAAAAUUCACAGCGGGGUUAACCAGAUUGAUCCGGAGUUCCUAUGGGGCUGCGAUUGUACAAAAUGUGAUGCUGAAUGCGACUGCCUCUCUAAAGACCUAGUUCAUUAUGAGAAGGGUCGACGUGUACGGGCCGUCUUAAAGUCGGAGAUCCUGAAUAAGCGUACGGCAUUGAUCCGAGAAUGCUCGUCGCGCUGCAAAUGCUCUGGAGUCAACUGCUGGAAUCAUGUUGUCUUCCGUGGGCGACAAGUUGAAUUGGAAGUUUUCCAGACCAAGAACCGGGGGUUUGGAGUCCGCUCGCCUCAUUCUAUAGAGCGAGGGCAGUUCAUUGACACUUAUGUCGGCGAGGUUAUUGAGCCAUCCACUAGCGAUGCCAGAGAAGAAGCAAUUGAUGUGGAAAAAUACUCUAGCUACUUGUUCUCACUCGACUACUUCCCUGGUGAGGAGUAUGAGAAGGAGAAGGAUAUCUAUGUCGUUGAUGGACGCAAGUUUGGUUCAAUUACCAGGUUCAUGAACCACUCCUGCAACCCAAACUGCAAGAUGUUUCCUGCCACUCAGACAGACGACCACGGGGUCUACCAGCUUGCAUUCUUCGCGGUCCGCGACAUACCUGCCGGCACUGAGUUGACGUUUGACUAUCAUCCUGGCUGGGAAGGGGGUGACGUUGACCCAGACGCGACGAAGUGUCUCUGUGGUGAGAAAAACUGCCGUGGCCAGCUCUGGCCGGCAAAACGGAAAACUACACGACCUGGUGAAGAUAGUUCUUCUUCUGGCGAGUCUUCCGAGGAGUCUGAGGAUGAUGAAUGA
Trichophyton benhamiae CBS 112371 is the source of this 1425-nucleotide messenger RNA. Its product is annotated as histone-lysine N-methyltransferase Clr4. Lineage: Eukaryota; Fungi; Ascomycota; Eurotiomycetes; Onygenales; Arthrodermataceae. Bases 1 to 1425 code for a protein of 474 amino acids. Gene Ontology annotation, molecular function: zinc ion binding; protein binding; histone methyltransferase activity. The transcript is spliced from 2 exons. Gene Ontology annotation, cellular component: nucleus. The record is from RefSeq and is a predicted model, not a curated record.